Drosophila takahashii is the source of this 586-nucleotide messenger RNA. RefSeq names its product ribonuclease P protein subunit p20 (gene Rpp20). The record is from RefSeq and is a predicted model, not a curated record. Gene Ontology annotation, molecular function: nucleic acid binding. Gene Ontology annotation, cellular component: nucleus; ribonuclease MRP complex; nucleolar ribonuclease P complex. NCBI's taxonomy places the organism in Eukaryota, Metazoa, Arthropoda, Insecta, Diptera, Drosophilidae. Gene Ontology annotation, biological process: tRNA 5'-leader removal.
CAGUGUUGGGCAGCGACUGGAGUCCGAAUCUGUGACACGCGCAGAUGGGAAGAAACACAAGUCGCCUCCUCCGCCGCCGCCGUUGAUGAUGGGCAGCAAUCCUCCCGAGCACGGGACCAAGCCGAGAUCCACCAGACCCCACAGACAACAGAACCACCGAGUGGUGCGCAAGCAGCCGCCGCGACCGGCCGUCAGCAGCGACCGCCACAACAUCUACAUCACCAGCAAGACGGAUUUCAAGGCCCAGCAGCGCCGCUGCGAGGAGCUGCUGAACUCCGGUGCCCGCGAGAUCUUCCUGCACUGCAUGGGCUUCUCGGUCACCCGCGGCCUCAAUCUCGCCCUGCGCCUCGUCCACAACUCGGAGGGCGCCCUCAGCUACGCGAUCAACACGUCCACCGUCCACCUGGUGGACGAGCUGCAUCCGCUGAGCGAUGACCAGGACGUAACCUUCCGGCAGCGCAACAACUCGGCCCUGCACAUCAAGAUCUUCAAUCGCAGCCUCUUCGACAUCGUUGUGCCGCAGCCCUCGCAGUCCCAGAACCAAUCCCUUGGCCAAUUCCGGGGCAAACCGAAGCCCAGGCAGUAG